GAAGUGGUAAAUACAUGAGAAGAAUCUUGCAGGUGUAAUUUCCCAAACGGAUCCACGGUCUUGGUAGAUCAAUAUGAUAAUAUGCCUUUAAAAAUUAACAUUGCUACAUAAACCAGUAUUAUCCAGCCCUUUGUGCGCUUGGCUGUGUUCAAUGAGGUUUUGUAUUUCACUGUUUUUUGGCAAACGUUCGCAUGCUCAACCUUAAAUCAACACUAAAUCUAACUGCACAGUUAUUGUUAUUAAAACUGUAUUCACAAGUUCAGGACACACUGAAUGUCACUGAAAACAAGUCAGUGGCAAUCUACAACACUGAGCAUACCAGGCAGGGAAGAGGGGUGCUUUAUGAAAAAGAUACUGCUUGAAUCAGGGUUAUUUCAGAUGUUACAAACUUGAUUUUCUUCUUUGCAAACAAUGAAAGGGAUGCCUUGCUUCUGCUUGACUCUGUCUUCCUUGUGGGAACGGAUGGUGAAGGCUUACAAAUACAUGGGCAGUAUUUUCACAGUGACUCACACCUCAGUGCAACAGGCUUCAGACUGUGACGGGCAGCCAACCAAGAUGGAUGUAAGCAUACUUGAGGAGCAGUAUGACUGUAUAAAACAGAAGCAAAAGCUGAAGACACACAUUAUUGUAUUUAAAACAGGUGAGAAUGAUUCUGUUCAUGAAGAAUCACUGGUCAAUGCAGUUCUAAUUAAUAAGAAAGAAAGGAAAACAAAAGCAUUUAAAGAAUGCCUUCCUGUCAGAAACGUCAGCCUGGAGUUGACUUGCAAUGGCAACAUAGAAGACAAUUCAGCAUGGCGUACCCACUUAGGAAUCCAUCGACUAGUUCAAGCUGGUUGCCAGAGAGCUCCAUGUGAUCUUUCCCACUGCAAGAACAAACCACGUAGCUUUGACAACGAGAGACUGACUCUGAAGGAAAAUAUCACACUGCCAUGUGAAAAAUCACAAACAAUGAAUGAACAAGCCACAAAAUUACCUGAUGAACUGGAAAAUUCAAGUGUGUUAAGCAGUCCCGCUGGUGAGAAUAGUGCCUCCAUUUCAGAUAUCAGCCAGAAUUCUCCUUUGAAGUCAGUCACUUCAGCAAUUUGGACAGAUCAGCAGAUUUCAUCCACAAAAUGUAUGCCAGCUUCCAACAAGCUAACCUUUUACCCUUUUCCUAAAAAAAAACACCCAGGAUCUCAGAAGCUGCAAGAAGGCUUGGAUUAUAUGUCUCACCAUAACAGAAUUUCCAUAAUAUAUACGAUUUAGUAAGAAAUUUAAGUAAAAUUUCAGUAGAAUAAAUGUUAAACUCAUUUUGAUUCACUUGCUAAGGACUUAAUACUUUACACAAUGACGAUCUUAUAGUGUAAAGUUUCUUAGAUUGUAGCCUGUUAAAUAAGUAGCACUGUCAUAAAGAGUGUUGGUCAAUAAAUAACAACUAUCUCUAUAGCAUCAUUAGGAUACCCAUAUUCACGUUUAUCUCAUCAAAUAUAGGAAGAAUUAUGUAAUUUAGUUCAGUUUGCAGUUAUUUCUUCUUUUCUCUGCACCCAAACUACUGCUAUUUACUGAAUAAAAUUUUAUCUUAACAAGAUUACAAAACAAUUUGAAGGAGCUGUAAUAAUUGAUGUUUGAACAAGCAACAGAGGACGCAGGUUUAGAACAUGGUUUUGUUAUUCGUUUACCUCCAAAUGUCAUUUAUGAUAAAUUGUCAGGUGUAUUUUAUAAUUAGUGAAUAAAACCUUCAGUAUUUCAAUUGCC
This is a messenger RNA of Gavialis gangeticus (Gharial), 1734 nucleotides long. RefSeq names its product chromosome unknown C9orf152 homolog (gene CUNH9orf152). Lineage: Eukaryota; Metazoa; Chordata; Crocodylia; Gavialidae. The record is from RefSeq and is a predicted model, not a curated record.